Molecule: messenger RNA, 668 nt
Organism: Vespula vulgaris
Lineage: Eukaryota; Metazoa; Arthropoda; Insecta; Hymenoptera; Vespidae
Gene: LSm3
Product: U6 snRNA-associated Sm-like protein LSm3
Exons: 3
Coding region: 170-481 (103 amino acids)
Biological process (GO): mRNA splicing, via spliceosome; P-body assembly
Cellular component (GO): U4/U6 x U5 tri-snRNP complex; precatalytic spliceosome; Lsm1-7-Pat1 complex
Molecular function (GO): RNA binding
Source: RefSeq, a predicted model, not a curated record
GCUCUCUAUUGUCUUCCCGCAUUACGCUUUGGUGAUAGAGUUAGCGUUUUAAUAGCUAUCUUAUCGUUAGAUAGAGUGAGAGAGAGAAAGAGAUUUUUAAUUAUACAUUACUUGGUAAUAUUAAAUCAAGAUAACAUUUUUAUUAAAUUUUUGUAAAUAAUUAGUUGCUAUGGCUGAUGAAACGGAGCAGGUUCCAGCAAUAAACGUGAAAGAACCAUUGGAUUUAAUAAGAUUAAGUUUGGACGAACGAAUUUACGUAAAAAUGAGAAACGAAAGAGAAUUACGAGGACGUUUACAUGCUUAUGACCAACAUUUGAAUAUGGUAUUAGGUGAAGCGGAGGAAACUGUUACAACUGUAGAAAUCGACGAAGAAACAUAUGAAGAAGUUUAUCGUACUACGAAAAGAAAUAUAUCUAUGCUAUUUAUUCGUGGUGACGGUGUCAUUUUAGUAUCUCCGCCUAGCAUGAGAGCACCCAUGUAAAAGAUAUGUUAACUUCUUUAUUUGUAUACAAAAAGAAACAUAGGCAAGAUAAAAAAAAAAGGUUUUUUCUCUAACUUUUCACCAGGUAACGUUCGUGUAACUUUUAUGUACUAAAAUAGAUAUAAGAUAUGUAUGAAGCAUAAACUAUAUGCUUGCUGCAAUUAAAAUAUAUUUUUCUUUUUAUAAA